Messenger RNA from Staurois parvus, 327 nucleotides. The record is from the annotation of a GenBank genome assembly. Lineage: Eukaryota; Metazoa; Chordata; Amphibia; Anura; Ranidae.
AUGCCACCUGCCAGUGCCCAUCAGUGCCACCUAUCAGUGCCACCUAUCAAUGCCAGUCAGUGCCACCUAUCAGUGCUGCCAAUCAGUGCCACCUAUCAUUGCCAGUCAGUGCCGCCUAUCAGUGCCAGUCAGUGCCGCCUAUCAGUGUGCAUCAGUGCCGCCUAUCAGUGCCAGUCUGUGCUGCCUAUCAGUGCCAGUCAGUGCCAUCUAACAGUGCCAGUCAGUGCCGCCUAUCAGUGGCAGUCAGUGCCGCCUAUCAGUGCCAUAUAUGAGUGCUGCCUUUCAGUGCCCAUCAGUGAUGCCUGUCAAUGCCCAUCAGGGCCACCU